Molecule: messenger RNA, 2393 nt
Organism: Alnus glutinosa
Lineage: Eukaryota; Viridiplantae; Streptophyta; Magnoliopsida; Fagales; Betulaceae
Product: phytyl ester synthase 2, chloroplastic-like
Exons: 14
Coding region: 128-2236 (702 amino acids)
Cellular component (GO): membrane
Source: RefSeq, a predicted model, not a curated record
AUUUAUUAUUUGUAUUAUUGUUUAGUAUUUUUUGAUUAUUUACUUGUCUCGAUGCGCUUUUAAUCUCGAGGACCGCCAGCAAGUUCUCUGUGCUGUGGCAGAGGCAGGAAGCUUAGCUAUUCCAUCCAUGGCGGCCACCGGAGCUCCUCUUUUUCCCGCCAAUUUAACGCCGGUUUUCCUCCGGGAGGCGACUUCGUCAUCCGUCGGAAAGUCGAAACCCAAGCAGAUUUCGUUUUCGACCUCGUCUAGGCGAUUCGCCGUGUCCACGGAACAACCGCCAACGACAGCGACGAAGACGACCAGUCGUUUCUCGGGGAGUGGAAAGUUGGAGAAGCGUGAAGAAGCUGAGCCGGUAAAGGCAACAAGGUCUGAGGAUCCGGCGGUGGAGCGUGGGAGCUUCAAGGAUUACUUCGAGCGGUCAAAGGAGUUGGUGAGCGGAUCGGACGGCGGUCCGCCUCGGUGGUUCACGCCCUUGGAGUGCGGCCCUCCAUUGACUGACUCUCCUCUGCUCCUCUUUUUGCCUGGGAUUAUUGGCGUUGGACUUGGACUUAUCAAGCAACAUCAGAGACUUGGAAAGAUUUUUGAGAUAUGGUGCUUGCACAUUCCAGUUGUGGAUCGAACACCGUUUACAGAACUGGUGAAGCUAGUUGAAAGAACGAUUAGGUCAGAGAACCAUCAUUCACCGAAUAGACCCAUAUAUCUUGUUGGAGAAUCUUUUGGAGGAUGCCUUGCUCUGGCCGUGGCAGCUUGUAAUCCUGAUGUUGAUCUUGUGCUAAUUUUGGCUAACCCAGCUACAUCUUUUAGCCGGUCUCAUCUGCAACCGCUAAUACCAGUACUGGAUAUUAUGCCACACCAGCUCCCUCUUAGCCUCCGUUACAUGUUGAAUUCAAUGACAGGCGAUCCUUUGAAGAUGAUGAUAGAGAGAGUGGUGAAGGGACUUCCUUUUCAACAAACAAUUGGAGAGCUAUCACAGGAUCUUGUUGCAAUUUCAUCUUAUCUCUCUGUUCUGGCUGAUAUCUUACCGAGAGAAACACUUCGAUGGAAGCUUCAAAUGCUUAAAUCAGCUUCAGCAGUUUCCAAUUCACGCCUCCAUGCUGUAAAAGCUCAAACAUUGAUAAUUUCCAGUGGAAAAGAUCAGUUGCUGCCUAGUAAAGAAGAAGGUGAAAGACUAUAUCGAGCACUGCCAAAAUCUGAGAUUCGUAAGUUCAAUGACAAUGGUCAUUUCCUCUUUUUGGAAGAUGGUAUUGAUUUGGUAACUAUCAUUAAGGCUGCUGGUUUCUAUCGUCGCAGAAAGUACAUCGACUAUGUCUCAGAUUACAUGCCACCAACCCCUGCUGAGUUCGAAAAAGUAUAUGAUGAAAAAAAAUGGUUUAAUGUUGUUACUAGCCCUGUGAUGCUCUCAACUUUAGAGGAUGGAAAGAUUGUGAGGGGUCUUGCUGGAAUACCUUCAGAGGGUCCAGUCUUGCUAGUUGGCUAUCACAUGUUACUGGGACUUGAAUUGGUUCCCUUGGUUACAAAAAUAUUUUUGGAGAGAAAUAUCCUUGUGCGAGGUAUGGCACAUCCAAUGACGUUUGUGAGAGAUAAAGAAGGAGCCUUACCUGAUUUAUCAACAUAUGACUCAUUCAGAAUAAUGGGUGCAGUUCCUGUCUCAGCAACCAACUUCUACAAGCUUAUGUCUUCAAAGUCUCAUGCUUUGUUGUAUCCAGGAGGCAUGCGUGAGGCUCUACAUCGGAAGGGUGAAGAAUACAAGUUAAUGUGGCCAGAACAGUCUGAGUUUGUCAGAAUGGCAGCAAGAUUUGGAGCCAAAAUCAUCCCUUUUGGUGCUGUUGGAGAAGAUGAUAUAGGCGAAGUAGUUUUUGAUUAUGAUGACCUAAUGAAGAUUCCUUACUUUAAGGGUGAAAUAGAAAGAAUAACAAACGGGGCUGCAAAGCUAAGGACUGAUACGAAUGGGGAGGUGGCAAACCAAGGUAUACACCUUCCAGGAAUUCUACCAAAAUUUCCUGGUCGGUUUUAUUUUUACUUCGGGAAACCCAUUGAAACAGAAGGGAGGAUGCGGGAAUUAAGAGACAAGGACAAAUCACACGAAUUAUAUUUAGAAGUCAAGUCUGAGGUUGCGAGAUGCAUUGCUUAUUUGAAGGAAAAAAGAGAAUAUGAUCCUUACAGAAAUUUAUUAUCCCGUUCAAUUUAUCAGGCUACACAUGACUUUACAUCUGAAAUUCCUAUAUUUGAAUUGUAAAUUUUUCGCUCAAAUUGAAGAUGAAUUCCACCUUGAAAUUUUUUAUUUUUUUCUUUCAUAAUUUUUUCCGAAGAAGCCCACGGACUUUUCCUGGGAUAUUGUAGCCAUAUAUUGUAUGAUAUAAAUGCCGCCACAUUUCCACAAGGGUUUACGAAAA